CCUCUCCAGCCAUAACCCCCCAUGCCUCCCUAACAAUCGGCACCCCCCCAAACGCAUACGUAUGCACAGCAUCACGCAUGAACCCCCUCAGCUGCGUCGCGUCGGAGACGUGCCCGGCCUGCUUGGCGGCUUCGAGACCGCCUGAUGCGACGAAGCCGCCGGUGGGUAGGGCCGAGUCGCCGAGGAGGAGGAGGAGCCAGUCUUCGGUUGCGGUGGGGGUUGGGAUUGGUUGUGAUGGUGGGGUGGUCAUUGUGAUGGGGAUGUCGUUGGGACUGAUGGGAUGUGAACCUGGAUUGUGAACUGUGAAUUUCGCAAGCCGCGCCAAGAGAGUUCGUCCUGCUUCUCCUGCUUCGUCUUCGUGUGCAAUUUCGCAACCGAAACAAGACCAUCCAGGGAAAUGCCCUCCCGCUCACCCUCACCAACUAGAGCACGGCGCUCGCAAAGCCCUGUCUCACAUAGACGACGUAGUGGCGGUCACAGUCGGUCACGCAGCCCAAGACACCGAGGAGGGGACACAUAUCGCCCGGUACCGCGGCGAGAUCGUGACGAAGACACAGGCCGCGACCGCUCGCCGGCGCGACGGCGGCGAAGGGAUUCGAUAGAGGGGGUGGAUGUGGAUAUUAGGAGAAGGAGCAGUGGACGCGAUAGGAGCCGGUCAUCAAGCGGUUCGCGAGACAGGCAGCGGCGGGGGUCGAGCCGGGACCGGGACCGAGGUCGAAAGCAGAAAGGAAGACGGCGGAGC
Messenger RNA from Fimicolochytrium jonesii, 742 nucleotides. RefSeq lists its product as uncharacterized. The transcript has 3 exons. The record is from RefSeq and is a predicted model, not a curated record. The annotation marks the transcript as partial. Lineage: Eukaryota; Fungi; Chytridiomycota; Chytridiomycetes; Spizellomycetales; Powellomycetaceae.